Nematolebias whitei (Rio pearlfish) is the source of this 1097-nucleotide messenger RNA. It is a transcript of the gene atp6v1e1a, whose product is annotated as ATPase H+ transporting V1 subunit E1a. Gene Ontology annotation, biological process: proton transmembrane transport. The transcript is spliced from 9 exons. NCBI's taxonomy places the organism in Eukaryota, Metazoa, Chordata, Actinopteri, Cyprinodontiformes, Rivulidae. Gene Ontology annotation, cellular component: proton-transporting two-sector ATPase complex, catalytic domain. The record is from RefSeq and is a predicted model, not a curated record. Gene Ontology annotation, molecular function: proton-transporting ATPase activity, rotational mechanism. The coding region runs from base 121 to 801 and encodes 226 amino acids.
AAACUUGGAGAGAAAAAAAGUGGAUCCUCUUCUUGACGGAUACUCUUUCGUGACAAAGUUGAAGCUGCUCAGAGGAUUUAUUGACGAGUUUAAAGUACUAAAACUUAAAAAAUAAUAGACAUGGCACUCACUGACGCUGACGUUCAAAAGCAGAUCAAGCACAUGAUGGCCUUCAUUGAGCAAGAAGCCAAUGAGAAAGUUGAGGAAAUCGAUGCAAAGGCAGAGGAAGAAUUCAACAUUGAGAAAGGUCGUCUGGUGCAGACUCAGAGAGUGAAAAUCAUGGAUUAUUUCGAGAAGAAAGAAAAGCAGAUAGAGCAGCAUAAGAAAAUCCAGAUGUCUAACCUGAAGAACCAAGGGAGGCUGAAGGUGCUGAAGGCUCGAGACGACAUGGUCAUGGAUCUGCUAAAUGAGGCUUGUCAAAGACUUUCGGAGAUCGCCAAGGAUCCUAAUAGGUACUCCAAACUGAUGGAGGGCCUGGUGCUUCAGGGAUUUUACAAACUGCUUGAGUCUCAAGUAACCAUCCGCUGCCGACAGCAAGAUGUAGAAAUGGUUCAGGCUGCAGUUAAUAAGAACAUUCCCAUCUACCAAGAGGCAGUGAAGAUCAAAAUAACUGUCAAAAUUGACCCGGAUCGUUUUCUUCCAUCUAACAUCUGUGGAGGAAUUGAAAUGUAUAACGAUAAUGGAAAGAUCAAGGUUUCCAACACUUUGGAGAGCAGGCUUGAACUUAUGGCACAGCAGAUGAUGCCUGAAAUCAGAAUGACAUUAUUUGGUGCCAACCCUAACCGUAAGUUCCAGGAUUAACGUUUAAACAGAACACUGCGGACACUGUUACAGAAGAUGAGAGCCUCUAGAGCCACAUAAGAAUUUUCAGAGUCCUUUAAAAGGGCUGUUUUUGUUUAUUGUUAUAAACUGAUGGACUGAUUAAAAACUCAGCAAGUGCUCUUUUACGUCUGAAUAACUGUCUUCUUACUGACCUCCCUAAUGGAAAACUGCUUUAUACUGCAGCAGCAAUGAAAAUAUUUGCUCUAAACUCUUAAAAUGGAAAAAGCUGCAUACCAAAGAUGUCUUUGCAUUACUGUUUUUUUGUUGUUGUAAAC